Molecule: messenger RNA, 1650 nt
Organism: Helianthus annuus (common sunflower)
Lineage: Eukaryota; Viridiplantae; Streptophyta; Magnoliopsida; Asterales; Asteraceae
Product: pentatricopeptide repeat-containing protein At4g16390, chloroplastic
Exons: 1
Coding region: 1-1650 (549 amino acids)
Cellular component (GO): chloroplast
Molecular function (GO): protein binding
Source: RefSeq, a predicted model, not a curated record
AUGGCUUUCAUAUACGCUACCUGCCCAUCAUCUUCCAUUUCCUUCUGUCUCAAUAACCAAAUCGCAUUUCAAUCAAGAAAUACUCAGAUUUCCGAAAGACCCAACAAUUUAGAACCUAAAAUUUCAAACCCCUCUCAAUCCACAGAUCACAAAAAGAAAAGUUACAUCUGGGUCAACCCCAAUUCUUCAAAAUUAACACAAAAAACAUACGAUUCAAGGUACAAUUCUCUCUCUAAAGUAGCAGCACAUUUGAAUUCAUGUUCACCUGUUGAAAAAGAUGUGUUUAAUGUACUAGAUUCUACUUUAGGUAGUAAGUUAGGUGUACAAGAUGGUCUUAUUAUUCUUAAUAACAUGUCAAACGCUGUAACCGCGCGCAUUGUGCUUAAAUACUUAUUAGACAGAUGUGAUUUGAGUUUGAGGAUUGAUCUUUAUAAUGCGACAUUGAUAGUUUUUCGAAAGUGUAAAGAUUUGGCUAGUGUAGAGCAACUGUUUGAUGAAAUGACUCAGAGAGGUGUUACGCCUGAUAUUGUUACGUUUUCGAAUAUUAUUGGGUGCGCUCGGAUGUGCUCGUUACCUGGCAAGGCUGUGGCAUGGUUUGAAAGGAUGCCAGAGUUUGAGAUUGUACCAGAUGAUGCUAUAUUGGCGGUGAUGAUCGAUGCCUAUGGGCGUGUUGGGAAUGUGGAUAAGGCGUUGAUGUUGUAUGCGCGUGCUAGAGUCGAAAACUGGUCUUUAAGUGAUGUGACGUACACGACAGUUAUCCGGAUUUGUGGGGCGAUUGGGAAUUUUGACGAGUGUCUAACUGUGUUUCGGGAAAGGAAGGCUCGUGGGAUUAAGCCUAACUUAGGUUGUUAUAAUACGUUGUUGGAUGCUAUAGCGAGAGGCAAACGUGCUUCGGACGUAAAGUCUAUUCACCGAGAGAUUCUGAGCAGUGGGUUAAGACCGGGUUGGGCUACAUAUGCUGCUCUGCUUCGCGCAUAUUGUAAAGCGCGGUGUGGAGAUGAUGCUAUGAAUGUGUACGAAGAGAUGAAGGAAAAAGGGAUGGUGUUGAAUAAUGCUCUUUACAACAUCCUUCUAUCAACGUGUGCUAAUAUUGGUUUCGUGGAUGAAGCUAUCACGAUCUUUGAGGACAUGAAGACAUCCAAAGAUUGUCAACCCGACACGCGGUCCUUUUCAUUAUUAAUCACAAUAUUGUCAAGACAUGGGAAAGUGUCAGAAGCCGAGGCCGUUUUGAAAGAAAUGUCGGAAGCCGGUUUUGAACAUGAUAUAUAUGUUUUGACUAAUCUGAUUCAGUGUUAUGGGAAAUCCAAUCUCAGAGAUGAUUUGGGAAGAACGAUAGAUACGAUCAUGGAGCUUGAUUUACCUUUAGACGAGCGGUACUGUAGCUGCCUUCUUAACGUGAUGACACAAGUUCCUCAUGAAGCUCUUGGUAAGGUUGCCCGAUGCAUUGAUAAGGCGGAUUUAAAGCUUGGAAAUGUGGUGAAACUUGUGGUGGAGUGUGGCGGGGAAGAUGAAACCUUCAAGAAUGAAGCUAGUGAAGUGCUUGCUCGUGUGGGAGGUGAGGUACGGAAAACAUACUGCAAUUGCUUAAUUGAUCUUUGUAUCCACCUUCAAAAGCUAGAUAAGGCAAGUUAUUUUAGAACAUUGCUAUAA